AUGAUUAAAAAUAAUGUUAAUAAAAUUCUGGAAAUUAUUGAAGCCUAUUUAAAACAAUAUACACGUGAAUUUACUUUAUAUGAUAAUCAUUUACUAUUUUAUAGAUAUUUAAGAAAUUUAUUGGCAUCUUCUUCAGAUUUUGACAAGUUAAAAGAAUUUAUAGAAAAAGGAGAAUUCAAUAAUUUACCAAUGGAUAUUUCAGAUAAAAAUGAAAUUAAAGCUAAAUCUUCAUUAAUUUUAUCUGAAAUUGCAAAUUCAUUUUAA
This is a messenger RNA of Dictyostelium discoideum AX4, 264 nucleotides long. RefSeq lists its product as hypothetical. The record is from RefSeq and is a predicted model, not a curated record. The coding region runs from base 1 to 264 and encodes 87 amino acids. The transcript has a single exon. Lineage: Eukaryota; Evosea; Eumycetozoa; Dictyosteliales; Dictyosteliaceae.